AGUGAUAUCUGCCGUUCGUGGUGGUUCCGGCGAGCGAGGAAGUCGCUUUGACACACAUUUUGAUGAGAUUAGGUUCGUCGGGAUCAGUAACAGAAGAUGGAAAAAAGCCAUCCCUCUUCCAAAUUCUCGUCUUCCAUGGCUCAGAAUCAACUUAUCGAUUCCCUCACAUCUCACAUCGCCCUCUACCACUCCAAUUCUUCUUCCUCCUCCUCGAUACCUAAUAAUCCUAGGUCAGCGAUCCUCCGAUGGUUCUCUUCUCUGAGCGUCCACCAGCGCCUCUCUCACCUCACCUUCGUGGAUCCCAAGUUCGUCAAAAUUCUGCUCCAGAUGCUCGGCUAUAUCCGCACCAAGGGCCAUGGCUCUUUCAUCAUCCUCCCAGACCUCCCUUCCCUCGAUCUUCCCAGUCUCUGCUUCAAGAAGUCUCGUGGAUUGAUCUCCCGCGUUGCCCUCUCCAACGCCUCUGAGCGUUCCCUUUUCGACUCCACCCGUCUCUUCGGUUCGAAACAAGGGGAAGAUUGCUCUUGCUCCCUCGACUCCGUCGUCAUGGCCGAGGAGCUUCUUACGAACGUGGAUCACUUCGUGGAGACUAUGGACGCUCUAUCCAAUGGCUCCUUCUUGAGAGGGGAAGAGACUGAUCUGGGCUCCUCGGAUUGGGUUGAACUGGAGUGGCUCAAAGCCAAAGGCUAUUAUACCAUGGAAGCCUUCAUCGCUAAUAGGUUAGAGGUAAGCUUGAGAUUAGCUUGGUUGAACACCUCCAAUGGGAAGAAAAGAGGAAUGAAACUCAAAGAGAAAUUGAACGCUGCUGCUGCGGCUGCUAAUGCAUACUGGAGGACCAAAGCAUGUGCUGACUGGUGGCAGAAUCUGGAGGCCGCCACACACAAGAAAAUCUGGACCUGCUUGCUCGGCAAGUCGGCAAAAUCUGUGAUAUAUGAGAUUCUUAGAGAAGCAAAUCAAGCAUCCCAGGAAGAAAUGUGGCUCUUCAGUUUUGGUGCAAGGGAAUGCCCUUCUGACAUGCUUUUGGAACAUACCUCUCUAUCAAGGGGACCUAAUGCCAUUGCCACUAAUCUAAGUGCCUUAUACGUGCUUCAAGAAUUUGCUUCAUUACUAGUCUUAUGUCAAAAUGGCUUACUUUCAGUACAAAGUGUAUUCUUCAGCUCAUUGGCUUCUCUCCCAACCUUGGUUGAUUGUAUAUUAAGAAAACUGCGGGGUUUUCUUAUGGUAAUCUCGGUUGAUUCUGUUAAACGUGAGCUUCUUGAAGAAUAUACUCCAAAGUGUUCCAAAAGUUCGUCUUCCAAGCAGAGUUCUGGUUCAACCAAACGUAAACACAAAGGAAAGUCCGGGAAUAUGAAAAAGCCAACCCCUGAGGCUAAAUCGGAUAGAAACAUAAAUUUGUCCGCCAAGAAAGAUCAAGCUAAGUUGGAAUCUCACAAAAACAAAGAUGCGGUAGAAUGCAAGAAAGCUCCUACAUCAUCAACAAUGAUCAAUUGUUCUAAGGCCUCUGCAGCAAAUAUGGAAGCUGUCCCAGGAUUGGUUGCCGACAAAGGAAGAGCUAAAAAGAAAAGGAGAGACAAGAAUAAGAAUAAGAAUAAAAAGUGUACAAGUUUGGAAAACACCAGGGAAGUGAAUGAGUCCGUAUUGAAUAGUUCAGCCAUCGAAAAAGCUCCCGAAUGUGAAUCAAAUUGUACUUCUGCCAAUCAGCUUCCUCAGGAGCAUAUAGAUGCUAAGAGUAUUGGAGUUAGCUGUGAUAGGAAUGGUUCAAGGGAAGGUGCAUCUGGGAAUGAUGCAGUUAAAUGUGAGAAUUCUGGAGAGGAAGAAUUGAACGGAAAAGCUGGAACGUGUGUGAUUUCAUCAGUUUUGACUUCUACAGAUUCUGCCGGUACUUCAAGCUGUGAUAACGUGAACUCUCAAAAGUCUUGCUGUCCAGGUGAACGUAGAGACAUAUUGUCAUCGUCUAAUGGACGAUCCAGAACUCUGGAGGAAGGGGAAUCCCAGCGGAUCCACCAUCAGAGAAGAGAAGCAGCAGGCUAUGGUAUUGCCUCCAGCAGUUCAGAAUUUGUUUCUUAUGAGUGGCCUGCUAUAGCACCCAUGUACUUUCCACAUCUUAAUUCUCACCUUCCAACUGCCACUGAUAGACUGCACCUUGAUGUUGGUCACAAUUUGCAUGCAUAUGUACGCCAACCUUUCGUGUCAACUGUUCAUCAUGCUAGGAAUCUUUCUAUUGAAGGUACCCACAAACAAGUUCUUCCUCGACCCAUGCCCAUGAGUCUAGAUUGGCCUCCCAUGGUUCAUAGCAAUUGCGGCUUGACAACAGCAUUCGCUUGCAAUUAUGAUUCUGGAAUUCUUGUGGACAUUCCUGAACAGAAAAAUAAGCCCGAGCCAGGGAAUGAAUGCGAGAAUAAUUGGAUGUUGGAGGAAGAUUUUGAGAUGCACACUGUUUCUGGAGUAGACUAUAAUCAAUAUUUCGGUGGUGGAGUGAUGUAUUGGAAUCCUUCUGAACAUCUAGGGACUGGCUUUUCUCGCCCUCCGUCCCUUAGUUCUGAUGAUAGCUCUUGGGCUUGGCAUGAAGCUGAGAUGAAGAGGUCGGUUGAUGACAUGGUUGCGUUUUCGUCUUCUUACAGCGCAAAUGGACUAGCUUCUCCAAAUUCGGCAUCCUUCUGUUCCCCUUUUGAUCCCUUAGGCCCGGCAAACCAGCCUCUUGGUUAUGUUGUGCCAGGUAAUGAGAUAUCUACUAAAGUACUGCAAGCUCCCCCAACAACAAGUGAAGCUCCUGCAGGUGAAGAGGAGGUCUCUGGAACUUUGACUAGUUUAUCUGGGGAUGUUGAAGGAAAUUCUGGAGACUCUUUUCCUUAUCCGAUUUUGCGGCCUAUCAUCAUCCCAAAUAUGUCGAAAUCUGAAUACAAGCGUAGUUAUGAUACCAAAAGCCCAAAUGUUCCACCUACAAGGCGCGAGCAUCCUCGUAUAAAGCGACCACCAUCACCUGUAGUACUAUGUGUUCCACGUGCUCCUCGUCCACCACCACCUUCACCUGUGAGCAACUCCAGAGCACGGCGAGGUUUCCCAACUGUGAGGUCUGGAAGUUCAAGCCCAAGACAUUGGGGAAUGAGAGGCUGGUUUCAUGACGGUGUAAACUGGGAAGAACCUUGUGGAGCGGAGGUUGUUUUACCCUGGAGGAACAAAAGCCUUGCAGUCAGGCCAAUCAUUCAACCUCUACCUGGGGCCCUCCUUCAAGAUCACUUAAUUGCAAUGUCGCAACUAGGCCGAGACCAGGAGCAUCCUGAUGUGGCCUUCCCUUUGCAACCACCCGAGUUAUUGAACUGUCCAACGCAAGGGGAAUCUCAAUCAUUGAUACACGGUCUUCUGAAUGACGAGAUAGAUUCUUUCUGCAAGCAGGUUGCUGCAGAGAAUAUGUCCCGCAAACCUUAUAUCAAUUGGGCAAUCAAGCGGGUUACCAGAUCUCUCCAAGUUCUGUGGCCCAGGUCUAGGACGAACAUAUUUGGCUCAUCUGCAACUGGUUUGGCCCUCCCUUCGAGUGAUGUGGACCUUGUGGUUUGUCUUCCUCCAGUGAGAAACUUGGAACCUAUCAAAGAGGCAGGAAUUUUGGAGGGUCGCAAUGGUAUAAAGGAGACAUGCCUUCAGCAUGCAGCCAGGUAUCUCGCUAAUCAAGAGUGGGUAAAAACUGACUCCCUGAAGGCGGUUGAAAAUACAGCUAUACCAAUUAUCAUGCUUGUUGUGGAAGUCCCUUGUGAUCUGGUAUGCAGUAUUCAGUCACCAAAAGAUGGCCCAGACUGUAUCACCGUUGACCAAGACAGCAAUAGUAACACUGAUAUGGUUGGAUUUGAAGACUCUGCAGCAGCAAACUCUUUACCGACAAAGGCUGGAAACUUGGCAAAUGUAAAAUGUGUCCGUCUUGACAUCAGUUUCAAAACGCCAUCGCAUACGGGUCUUCAAACCACACAAUUGGUGAAAGAUCUGACAGAGCAAUUUCCAGCUGCCACACCACUUGCUUUGGUGUUAAAGCAGUUUUUGGCUGAUCGUACCCUGGAUCAAUCAUACUCCGGUGGAUUAAGCUCUUAUUGCCUGGUCUUACUGAUUACACGUUUUCUUCAGCAUGAGCAUCAUCUGGGGCGCUCUAUCAACCAAGUACUUGGUUUUAUUGUUUGCCUAUUCUGUAACACAAAACAUUGGGCGGCUUCUAAUGGAUUUUCUUUACUUUUUUGGUAAUGUUUUUGAUCCUCGGCAGAUGCGUGUCUCAGUGCAAGGAAGUGGUAUCUAUAGGAAUCGGGAGAGGGGUCAUAGUAUUGAUCCGAUACACAUCGAUGACCCUCUUUUUCCAACAAAUAAUGUUGGGAGAAAUUGCUUCCGUAUACAUCAAUGUAUUAAGGCAUUUUCUGAAGCGUACUCUGUUUUGGAGAAUGAGCUCACAUGCAUUACUAGUUCUAGUGAUUCGUGCGAAAAACAGCUAUAUAAGUUACUUCCAAAAAUCAUCCCAAGUAUCAUUUCAGCAUAGGAAUCGACACGGUGUUUUAUGUGGUGUACAAUGUCUGGAAGUUGCAAAAUGCUGAUUGAUAAUGGCGAUGAUUGCAACUGCCUUGGUUAAUUGCGGAUUCGAGGCUGGGAAGCUUACUUACACGAGUCCAAAUUGUUAUUGAAGAUAGGCCUCCUCCAGAUUUGCUUACAUUGUGUUGUUGAUGUAAGAAAACUACGUGGCUUGGUCAGCAGCCUAACCAACCAAGUAAGAAAAUGCACUGGUUGAAGCGAAAGAGCCGUAUAAAUGUUUCAAGACUGGGACAGACUGACAACACGCCUGAGCGGGAGGGGGGAAGCUUUGGGAGAAUGGUUGAAUCACGGUUCUGAUCUGAGGGAUGAUGUCGCAAUUUUAGAAAACUAGUGAUACCGAGGUAUGGUCAAGCCUAUGAAAUUGUUAAUUGUUGCGACCGUUUCUUCAUUUGAUACCCACUGAUAAUAUUGGGGUGAAUCGAAGCCUAUGUCUAUAUGUAUGAUGGCCACGUUCCUUUUGUUCCUUCUUUUGCCAAAAAAAUAAGGAGAUAAUUGAAUACA
Messenger RNA from Brassica napus (rape), 5058 nucleotides. RefSeq lists its product as uncharacterized. The transcript is spliced from 17 exons. Gene Ontology annotation, biological process: RNA 3'-end processing. Gene Ontology annotation, molecular function: mRNA binding; poly(A) RNA polymerase activity. The record is from RefSeq and is a predicted model, not a curated record. Gene Ontology annotation, cellular component: TRAMP complex; nucleolus. NCBI's taxonomy places the organism in Eukaryota, Viridiplantae, Streptophyta, Magnoliopsida, Brassicales, Brassicaceae. The coding region runs from base 97 to 4221 and encodes 1374 amino acids.